Messenger RNA from Anoplophora glabripennis (Asian longhorned beetle), 789 nucleotides. RefSeq lists its product as uncharacterized. Bases 1 to 789 code for a protein of 262 amino acids. The record is from RefSeq and is a predicted model, not a curated record. Lineage: Eukaryota; Metazoa; Arthropoda; Insecta; Coleoptera; Cerambycidae. The transcript is spliced from 3 exons.
AUGAGUGACUGGGACCACGAGAAAAUUUUACGCUUAAUAAAUGAAUAUGAAGGAAAGCCUGAAUUAUGGGAUUGUGGACAGGAGGAUGUUUAUGUCAGCAAAUGGUUUGCAUUUGCAAGUUUUGCAUUUCUGAUGAAUAAGAAUAAAGUGAAAGAAACUGUCAACACUGAAACUGGUUCAAAUAUUGGAAAUGAAAUUGAAGCCGUAAGCGAUGGUGAAUCAGAGGUGGACGUUUCAAAAGAAGCAGAAUCCACAAACGAUGUAACUGCGGAUUUGGAAGAAGAAUUAACGCUGAGACAAAAGACCAAAGAGACGCCAACUCGCAAACGCAAACUAUUUACAUCUCCAAGGAAACAAACAUUAAAAAAAAGUGUGCAGCAGGAAGAUCCGAGAGUAGCUGCUGCAUAUGACAUUCUUAAAAAUGUGUCGAAUACUCCAAAGGAUGAAUGUUUUACUUUUGGUCAACAUAUUGCCACCAAACUACAAAAAUUUGAUAACAGAGUUCGCUCUAUUGCGAUGCAUCUAAUGAACAAUAUUAUUUUUGACGCUGAGAUGGGGAAAUAUAAUGAUUACCAGAAGACAUCUGUUGAGACACACUUUCAAUCAAGAAUACCGAAUAUAGAUGCAUCAUCACCAUCACUAUAUGCUCAGGAAUCAUCAUCUUCAUCAUAUGUUCAUAUGCCAUCACCUAGUUAUUCUGCUCAAUCUUAUCAAUACAAUCAGACAGAGACUUCAGAGACACAAACUCCUUUGCAAGAUUAUCUACAUACUUUCGAUGUUAACACUUAA